This is a messenger RNA of Paramacrobiotus metropolitanus, 391 nucleotides long. RefSeq lists its product as uncharacterized. NCBI's taxonomy places the organism in Eukaryota, Metazoa, Tardigrada, Eutardigrada, Parachela, Macrobiotidae. The coding region runs from base 22 to 327 and encodes 101 amino acids. The transcript has 2 exons. The record is from RefSeq and is a predicted model, not a curated record.
UCUAAGACCCAUGCUGAGCAAAUGGCGAUGCGCAAGCGGACAGCGGCCUUCAUGGUUUCUGCAGGAGAGCACGGGCGAAAGAAGGGCGAGCAGGAAGCUCCUGACGAUGUCUCCGUUUUAUCCGAUGAUGAAGAUGCCAUGAACGACUGGCUCAGCGCCAACGGCGGCGACAUUCAAGAUUGGCAAGAGGAAGUUCGUCUCCGACGGGCAGAAAAAGCAGCCACUGUCCCACAAAUGUCAGAAGAGAGGAAAUUCAAAUCUUACGUCGCAGAAUUAAAAACAGCCGUCGAGAGAUAUUUUUCCGGAGAUACAACUUCAUUAACGUAGCCAGUUUCAUUUUUAAAUAAACUAAAGCGAAUCUGAAUCAUAAAUAUUUAAAUUCACAAUGUCA